Phacochoerus africanus (Common warthog) is the source of this 2691-nucleotide messenger RNA. RefSeq names its product N-acetyltransferase domain containing 1 (gene NATD1). The coding region runs from base 172 to 513 and encodes 113 amino acids. Lineage: Eukaryota; Metazoa; Chordata; Mammalia; Artiodactyla; Suidae. The transcript has 3 exons. The record is from RefSeq and is a predicted model, not a curated record.
UUUUGUUGCUGCCGCCGCCGCCGCCGCCGCCGCCGCCGAGUGUCAGUUUCUGAGCCGCCGCCUGCGGUCGGCCUCCCGGUGCGGGUCCGCGCGCGCCUCCUGCAGAGCCGGCCCCCGGCCCCGCUGCGCUCCCCGGCCCGCCGCGCGCCCCCGGCCCGGGUCCGAGCGCCCAUGGCGCAGUCGCCCGCCGCCGUGCCGCCGGGCGCGCCGGAGCAGGGCUGCCCCAUCCGCGUGGAGCACGACCGUCGUCGCCGCCAGUUCACCGUCAGGCUCAACGGCUGUCACGACCGGGCGGUGCUGCUCUACGAGUACGUGGGCAAGCGGAUCGUGGACCUGCAGCACACGGAGGUCCCUGACGCCUACCGCGGCCGCGGCAUCGCCAAGCACCUCGCCAAGGCCGCUCUGGACUUCGUGGUGGAGGAGGACCUGAAGGCCCAUCUCACGUGCUGGUACAUCCAGAAGUACGUCAAGGAGAACCCCCUGCCGCAGUACCUGGAGCGCCUGCAGCCGUAGCCCCGGCCCGCAGGCGGGAGCCCACCCGCCAGACCUUCCCGCCAGCCCCCUCCCGGCCUCCCCGUGCUCUCAGGAAUCCUGGUCCCCGCGGGGGACAGACUCAGAGUUAUUUUUGUAAGGACGCUCUGUGGCCCCCGGAGGCGGCUGGCUGAGGACGGGCAGGGGUCCAGCCGCCGUGGUGGAAGGGAGGUCCCAGUCGCUCCUGCCCUGCAGGCACUGGCCUGCUCCUCAGAAGGCCCCCUGGCCAGCCAGGGCCUGCGGGCGGGACUGGGACGCAGACGGGGUCGUCUCUCGGGCCGGUCUGUUCCCCACUCUGGGAUGGAUGGGCACGGCGGCUGAUUUGGGGUCCUGCCGACAUGCCCGGUCAGGGUCGUUUGUGCAGACAAGGAGGAUGCCCCUGACCAAGGGAGCAACAAGGAACCUUAUGUGCCAACUUCUGGGGGCAUCAUGCCAGGUGUGGCCACCCCCGUGCUGCCCCUUCUCCAACUGUGCCUGGUGCGGGAAGCCGGGGACAGCCCUCCCUGUGGAGAGAGGCCGGGAACGGCUGGACACGCGCACACACACGCAGGACACAAAGUGCAGAGCUGUGCUCUGGCGGGGAGGCUGAGCUAGGAGGUGUCCUAACUCCUCACACCCCCUUUUGUCAGCUCCGCAGGAACCAGGCCCCACCUGCGGCCGCCCCCCUUUCCAGCCUGGGCAUCGCAGGCGUCCCCACCCCCUCACUGGCCUCCCGGCCGUCCUGGGGGUGAGCUUUCUGAGAGAGGACCCUUGGCAGCCAGAGCGGGCGGGAGGAAGCUGCCCCCCCGGGAACCAGCCUCGCUCCGAGGCAGACACAGAUGUGCAGAGGGGUUUCCUUUGCUUUGCUGCGAGCUCGUGGCCUGUCAGGAGUCCCGGCCCCCCCGCUACAGCAGCCUCCUGGGAAUGGCCCUUUGUUCUGUGGGGGCUUCCUUGGGGGGGUUGGUUAGGGCUCAGGGUACUGACCUCCUGGUCCCUGGUCCCCACAAGGGCGGAAUCCAUGCCUGGUCCCCUGUGGGCUGAGACACGAGUGAACGUGAUGAGGCCCCUCCAGGCCUCUGGCUGUCUGGGCUGCUCGUCCCUGCGACUCCGCCACACCUGAUGCGUGACUUUGCCCCCCACUGGUCUGCUCCACCCAGGCCCUCACCGCGCCCCUGACACCCGCACAGACAUGUUCUCACCACGCGGCAGCAGCAUCUGUCUGCCCUGCCUGAAGGGCUGGCGGCCCCAGAGGCACGGUCCUCCCCUCCUCCCCUCCCAGCCCCCCGCCCCCCCCCAUCCCACUGUAGAGGGCUCUUGGGGGAGCCCUUUGGCAGGAGGUGGGCUCGGCUGGGGGGCGUCCCCUUCCUGGUACAGGUCCACCCCCACCCCCAAGUUCAAGCACAGACUGUCAUGAAAACUUGUCUCCAUUAGCUCAGCGAGCUGGUGCUCGUCCCUCUGCAGCCUUGGGGACAAGGUGACCCAAGCCAGGAGGCAGUAACCCAUGGAGGGAGUCCUGCUGUGGUGGUACAGGGCACCCCAGGGCAAGCAGUACACUGAGGAGCAGAGGGCCAGGUGGUACCAGGGGGACCCCGCCGUGUCCCAGCCUGCACCUGUGUUCUGACAGCAAGUGACUCUCUACACCUGGCCGCACAUGCACAAACCCAGUACUGGAACGAGGGGUGUGCGGCGUCUCGAGGGCCCCUGCAGCCCUUGGCCCGGGGCCCGCUUGUCCCCAGUGGCUGCAGGUGCGUUAAAGUGGCGGCUCCGCCACAGCCCUCGGCCUCCUCUCCCAGGCCGGGCCAGGGUCUGCCGCAGACCCGGGCCCUGGAGCCCCCAGCCCACCCCACCAGCACGCCCGAUCCCACUGCGGCUGGCCGGUCCCCGGUGCUACCCUGACUGUCUGAGGUCCCAGCCUCCCCCUGCCUGUCCCGGGAUAUGUCUUUUUGGGAACCCUUGCUCAGGAGGCAGGUCAUGUGGCCACUGGCAGGGAGACCCGCCAGGCCCCUCCCAGCGGACGGCCCUCCUGCCACGCCUGGCUCUGUGGGCCUCUCUCUCGCCCUGUUCGGAGGGGCGGUAACUCAUGUGCCUUUCCUACUCAGGACGUGCUCCAGGUGGCGUCUGGGCCACGGCCGGUCUCCAGACGGAUUGCAUGACAUACAUUUCAAUAAAAGGUGUGACCCA